Molecule: messenger RNA, 1663 nt
Organism: Corticium candelabrum
Lineage: Eukaryota; Metazoa; Porifera; Homoscleromorpha; Homosclerophorida; Plakinidae
Exons: 2
Coding region: 1-1230 (409 amino acids)
Source: RefSeq, a predicted model, not a curated record
AUGCGUGAUGCUCUUUGCUACGAACUAGGUCCUGUCCCUUGGUCUCUAGCGUCAGUGGAUGAAAGCUUGGCAAAAACUGCAAAGUCAAAACUGCUCGAUCUGUUAGAGAAAGACAUUCCUCCUGCUGAAAAUGUGCCUGGCAAUGCUGCGUGGAUGAUUGAUGCCAUGGCAUUGCUGCAAAGUUUGGGUACAAUCCCAGCUACAUUUGCAGAUCUUGCCAUGAAGGCGUUUGAUGUAGCUACAGCAGCUUUCUUGUCUGAUUCUGUCCGGAUCGAUUUUGUGGUCGACAGAUACCCCACUCAUAGCAUCAAACGUUGCGAACGAAGCCAGAGAGCAAAACAGGGAAUUGUAAAAAUUAACAUAGCUAAUCGAUUGCAGAAGUGUCCAUCACAGUGGAAGAAGUACUUAACGCUUGACAGUAACAAGACAAAUCUCUCAGAGUUUCUCUUGCAAGAAUGGAUCAGACCAGAAUAUGCCGAACGUCUUCAUCAUCGCCUAUUCUACGUGACUCACGAUGCCAAAUGCACCCUUCUAACAAGCAGUGAUGGAGUUGCAAAGCUGACACUCGUUUGCUACUUCAUGCAGCACAUGCGGCUACGAUGGGUUCGCGAGUGUAGAGUGAUACGAUCACCAGAUACGGACGUUGCCAUUCUGGCUUGCUCUUUGUGUCCUGGCAUUCCCGCUCGCAUAUUUUUUCGAACAGAGACUAAAACACGCUCACGGUUUAUUGACAUUCAAGCUGUGAGAAAUUUUGUUAGUGAAAACGUUUGCGACGCACUUCUAAGAUUACAUGCUCUAACUGGCUGUGAUACUACAUCUGCUUUCAAAAGGCGAGGGAAAAAGACUGGUUUACAAUUGCUGCAAUCGAAUUUGCAAUUAUGUGAUGGUAUUCAACGACUUGGUGAUACAUUUAAUGUUUCUGAUGAUUUGUUUACUGUACGCGAAACGUUUGUUUGCCAGUUGUAUGGAUCAAAGACGAAUUCCAUUAAUGACUGCAGGUACGAGCUGUUCUCUGUAAAGGGUGCACAAAGCGACAAUCUUCCCCCAACCCAGGACGCACUACAGAUGCACGUGCAGAGAGCUAACUAUCAAGCCGCAGUUUGGGUAAGAGCCCUUCAAGCCAAACCGGUUGUACCCUCUUCUUGUGGGUAUGGGUGGGAAAUUGUGAAUGAUCAAUUAACAAUGAAAUGGAUGAUACGGAACCAGCACCUGAUGACCUACUGGUUUUAGUCGAUUGCUGUUGUCAUACCGGAUGUAGUUCACGUCGAUGUUCUUGUGUACUAAGCGAAGGGAUGCCUUGUACAGAUGCUUGUGGCUGUGAAGACAGUGACAACCAAACCGCUUCAUGUAGACGUGAAACAGACAGCGAAGGGAGUGAUGAUGAAGCAGAGUUCUAGAGCAGCCGACUUAUCUUUAGCUAGUUGUUAAUUUGCUUCAAGUUUACUGCACACAUAGCAAUAAUAUAGACUAGAAAGACACAUUUAGAUUAUUUUUCUUUAUUUUGACAAAGUUAAAAUACUAUAUAGUUAGACUACUAACUUGAUUAGAUAAGAUGGAUUAGAUGAGAUUGCCGUUUUGAGUAAUAAACCUUGGUUGCUAUAGCAACGCAGAGUAUCUUUGGUUCUACUGCUUUGAACACUUUUUCAGACUAACUCAUGUUAAA